This is a messenger RNA of Lycium barbarum (goji berry), 2184 nucleotides long. RefSeq lists its product as uncharacterized. Lineage: Eukaryota; Viridiplantae; Streptophyta; Magnoliopsida; Solanales; Solanaceae. The coding region runs from base 1 to 2184 and encodes 727 amino acids. The transcript is spliced from 4 exons. The record is from RefSeq and is a predicted model, not a curated record.
AUGUUUCUUGAUUGCAGGAGAGAUUUGAAUUUAUUGCAGAACACGCAGGCUGUUGCAGAAUUAGCUGUGGUCAUGGCUAAUAAUCAACCAGCGAAAGUGAGAGAGGUUGUAAUGCCUCGUGUGGCAGAUGUCACUUCAAGCAUUGUGAAGCCCACCAUCGAAGGGCACUUUGAGCUGAAGCAUCCUAUGAUUCAGUUACUUCACUCUAGUGGGCAAUUCACGGGAAUGUCACAUGAGGAUCCUCAGCGUCACAACCAUACUUUUCUGCAGAUUGUUUAUACAUUUGCUACUGGAAGGGUCACUAAAGAAUAUGUGCGACUGACACUGUUCCCCUUCUCUCUAUUGGGGAAUGCAAGUAACUGGUUAUUAGCAGAGCCCGCCAAUUCUAUCACUACGUGGGAUGAUUUAGCGACUAAAUUCUUGACAAGGUUCUUUCCACCAGCAAAGACCACUCGCCUCCGAAGGGAGAUCAUGUCAUUGAGGCAGAAAAAUAGAGAAAAUUUGUAUCAAGCCUGGGAGAGGUUGAAGGGUCUUCUUAGAGAUUGUCCUCACCAUCAUCAGACGAAUGAAGUUCUUGCACACACAUUUAUUGAGAGUUUGGAUGCCCAACAUAAGUUUACUCAGAGCACUCCAGACUGGCAGGAUGAUGCAGCUAGCAGUUCAGCUAGGAAAGCACCGGGCGUCUUUGAAGUAGACAAUUUUACAACAUUAUCAGCACAGAUUGAUGCCAUGCGCACCGAACUCAGGAAGUUAGCUGCGUCACAAGCGCCACCACAGGUGCAUGCAGUACAGCAAACCAUAGCCUUUUGUGAUGUCUGUGGAGAGGGUCACAAUAGUGAUGAAUGCCCUGCAAAUCCCGCAUCCAUAUACUUUGUGGGUAAUGCAGGCAAGGGGCAAGGAAACAACAAUCAGUGGAGUGACAACUCAGGUAAUCAGAAGCAGAAUUAUCAGUCAGCACCUGCUCCUCAAGCUCCCACAAACAAUAUGGAAGAGAUGAUGAAAAAGAUGAUGGGUGACAUGCAGAAGAUGAUGAUAGACCAGCAGAAGUUGAUAGCAGAUAAUCAGAAUCGCGAUUUGGCUGUACCGAAUUUAGAGAGGCAGAUGGGACAGAUAGCUGGUGCACAAAAUACUAGACCACCUGGAGGACUUCCAAGUGACACAGAUGUGAAUCCCAAGCCUUGCAAUGCUGUAACUCUGCGAAAUAGGCGAGAACUAGAGGAAGUGACUUCAAAGAAAGCUGGUCGAGUAGUGGCUGAAAAAGAGAAGAUUGCCACAGAAACAAGUGAAAAAGGGAAGGCUGUUGAGGCAUCAGUGGCAAAGCCGCCACAAGCCGUGGUUGCAAAGACACCGCCUCCAUUCCCUCAACGUCUAGCAAGACACAAAGAAGAGGCUACUUAUUUGAAGUUUCUUGAUUUGCUUAAGCAGGUACACGUGAACGUCCGCUUGGUCGAUAUGUUGCAGGGUAUUCAAAAGUAUGCUAAGUACAUUAAAGAUAUUGUUGCAAACAAGAGUCGUUUCACAGAGUAUGCAACGGUUGCACUUACUGAGGAGUGCACUUCUCGUAUUCAGAACAAGCUGCCCACAAAAUUGAAGGAUCCCGGAAGUUUCACUAUUGAUAUUUCUGUUGGGACUCAGGUUGUUGCUCGAGCACUUUGUGACCUAGGUGCAAGUAUAAAUCUGAUGCGUUCGUCUAUCUUCCGGAAGCUAGGUUUGGGGGUGCCCAGCCCAACCACUAUAGUUCUUCAGCUGGCAGACAGAUCAUUAGCAAGACCCGAAGGCAUUAUUAAAGAUGUAUUGGUACAAGUAGGGUCGUUGAUAAUUCUUGCUGACUUCAUGAUAUUAGAUUUUGAGCCAAACUCGGAAGUCCCAUUUAUUUUGGGGCGUCCGUUCUUGGCCACAAGGAGAGCACUUAUUGAUGUAGCUGCUGGGCAGCUUACCAUGCGAGUACAUGAUAAAGUAGAGGUCUUCAAUGUCUACCAAGCUCUGAAGAUGCCUGCAAUCUAUGAGAAGCUGUCUGCCAUUACUGUUCUGAAUGAUGAUACACGAAGGCCACUCAUCACUUCUCAUGAUCCGUUGGAGAGAGCCUUGGGGAUGAUAUUUUUGGUGACACGGCGGCGUUUGAGAUGGUGCAGACUCUGGAUAUGGCGAGUAUUUAUAUUCGGGCAGGCGAGUUUGAGCACUUAG